AUGAUUAGUGUUUGUGCUUCAUCUCUGACAGAUGAAACUGAGGAAUUAUCGGCAGAUGAAGUCAUUGUCACAUAUUCUGCAUCCAUAACAAUGAUUUUUGUUGGGGCUUCGUCUUUGACAAAUGAAAAUGAGGAUUCCUCAGGAGAAGAAGCCAUUAUCGCCAUGUCACCAGAGAGAUCCGAUGAGGAGGUGGCUGGAACUGAAUAUCCUAAAGAGGAAGGGUAUGGCAAGAAUGUAUUGUGCAACAUCUGUAAAAAGAAUAUGGAUCAGAAAAUACAGCGUAAUGAAUCCAAGAAAGGUUUAGCAAAGCAAGCAAAGAAAAUGUUAGCAGUUUCUAAUGCAAAGCACCCAAAUGUCGAUGAAGGUGUCACUAUUAACAAAUACCUGAGAAAGGCACAUUUUACGACAGCAUCACAUGAGGAUAUUUCCUUUACUGAUUAUGGAGAUGUACCAGGACAUUAUGAUAUUAUAAACUGGAUCCCAACAGACAUCCCAGAGAGACUAGAUCCUAAUAAAAUUGGAAGCUUUAACUCCUUAGGUCCUGUGGGAAAACAGCUUAAUGUCAAUGACAGUGCGAUCAUUUGGAGCCCUAAAUUCAAAACAAUGCCCACAUCAGUUUGUAAUGAAAUCUGUGCCCAUGGAUACAGAAAGGUUCCUUGGAAGGAAUAUCCUGCCUGCUGCUAUGGUUGUGUGCCGUGUGCAGAGGGAGAGAUCUCUAACACAACAGAUGCUGAAACCUGUAUAAAAUGUCUCAAAGAUCAAUGGCCCAAUGAUAAGAGAACUAUGUGCAUCAGAAAGACUGUUGAAUUCCUUUCAUUUGAGGACACAUUAGGAAUUGCCCUUACUUCAGUCUCCAUCUUUUCUUGUAGUGUCACAAUUGCUGUUCUUGUAAUUUUCUUUAUGCAUCACACAACUCCUUUAGUAAAAGCCAACAACCAGAACCUCAGCUACACCCUCCUCCUCUCCCUCAUGUUGUCCUUCCUCUGCUCCUUACUGUUCAUUGGACGUCCUGUGGAGAUGAUCUGCCUACUCAGACAGUCUGCCUUUGGAAUAAUUUUUACUGUUUCUGUCUCUUCAGUCCUGGCAAAAUCAGUCACUGUUGUAAUUGCCUUCAAUGCCACCAAACCUGAGAGCAAAAUAAAGAAGUGGGUGGGAUCCCGAGUGUCCAUCCGUCUGGUCCUUGUCUGCUCUCUAGGUCAGACUAUGAUCUGCACGCUGUGGUUGGCUUUCUACCCACCAUAUCCAGACUAUGACACUCAGUCUUACAUUAGGAAAAUGAUAUUACAAUGUAAUGAGGGUUCGGUCACUGCAUUUUACCUUGUGAUAGGCUACAUAGGAUUCCUUUCGGUGGUCAGUUUUUUUGUGGCUUUCCUGGUUAGAAAUUUACCCUCCAGUUUCAAUGAGGCCCAGAUGAUCACAUUCAGCAUGCUGGUGUUCUGCAGUGUUUGGAUCUCUUUCAUCCCAACGCAUCUUAGCACCAAGGGCAAAUACAUGGUAGCUGUAGAAAUAUUUGCAAUGCUGGCUUCUAGUGCAGGGCUGCUGGGCUGUAUAUUCAUUCCCAAGUGCUACAUUAUAUUAUUUAAACCUGAAUUUAACACCAGGAUGCAUGUCCUAUGUGAUUGUAUGGAAUGUGAAGUGAAGGAAGUAGAAGACUGGAACAUCUUUAUGGAUCUAUUACCCAAAACAUAA
Molecule: messenger RNA, 1689 nt
Organism: Bombina bombina (fire-bellied toad)
Lineage: Eukaryota; Metazoa; Chordata; Amphibia; Anura; Bombinatoridae
Product: vomeronasal type-2 receptor 26-like
Exons: 7
Coding region: 1-1689 (562 amino acids)
Biological process (GO): G protein-coupled receptor signaling pathway
Cellular component (GO): membrane
Molecular function (GO): G protein-coupled receptor activity
Source: RefSeq, a predicted model, not a curated record